CAUUAGGCUAGACGCGCCACGCCCCUUUACUGAAAAAUCACCGCCAAAAUUUGGCUCGCGCGCUCACUACUCACUCACAAUACAGAGGAUCCGUCAAACAUAAGAGUAGGUACUGGUGCGUCCUGUCUUUUGCUCAGCUGCUUGUCAGGAGGGAGAGAGGCUGGGAGGUCGGAAGCGCGAGCUGGACUUCGGGCAGGGCCCGUAUUCCUCCGUAGUCUGAAACGUACUGGGUUUAUGGUGCGCAUGCGCAUCUUCGGUCCAACGUGCAUGCUAGCAUCCCAGAUAGGGAUAGACUGUCGGCAGACAUGGUCGUUUGUGAAGAGGACACUCUCCUGGAGAUUGAGAGAGAGGUGUCAGUUGAGAUGGGAGAGAGAGACGAGUGCUUCAGAUGGAUGCACCACAGGAAGGGCAAACAGGAGAGGAGUUCAGUCAUGAGAACAAGUACCUGGUUACCUUCCCAUAUCCCUACAUGAAUGGCAGACUCCAUUUAGGGCACACCUUUACCAUCUCCAAGCUCCAGUUUGCUGUUGGCUAUGAGAGGCUAAAGGGGAAGAGAUGUCUCUUUCCUUUUGGUUUCCACUGCACUGGGAUGCCCAUCAAGGCGUGUGCAGACAAGUUGAAGAAUGAGUUGGAGCAGUUUGGGUUUCCCCCAGUCUUCCCUGGAGAUGUGGAGGAGAGGGAGGAGGAGGAGGAGAGUCCUGACCCUGCUGACCCCACCAAGAGAGCCAAGAAGACUAAGAGUAAAGUGGCGGCCAAGACGGGGAACAUGACCUACCAGUGGGACAUCAUGAGGAGUCUGGGGAUCAAUGACCAUGACAUACGGAAGUUCACAGAUCCUCAACAUUGGCUGGAGUACUUCCCUCCUCUUGCUAAGGAAGACCUCAAGUCACUUGGAGUUAGGGUUGACUGGAGACGGUCGUUCAUCACAACUGAUGCCAACCCCUACUACGACUCCUUUGUGAGGUGGCAGUUCACCAAACUCAAGGAGAGGAAAAAGAUCAAGUUUGGCAAAAGGCACACCAUAUUCUCUCCACUGGAGGGCCAGCCCAGUAUGGACCACGACAGAGCCACUGGUGAAGGGGUGGGGCCACAGGAGUACACUCUCAUCAAGAUGAAAGUGGUGGAACCUCUUCCCAAGAGCCUCAGCUCCCUGGCAGGUCACCUGGUGUUCCUGGUGGCAGCCACUCUGAGACCUGAGACAAUGUACGGACAGACCAACUGCUGGCUACAUCCAGACAUCAACUACAUAGCCUUCCCCGUCAAAACAGGAGAGGUGUUCAUAUCCACCACCAGAGCUGCACUCAACAUGGCCUACCAGGACUUCACCUCCGAGUAUGGCAAAACUCAAGUCCUGCUGCAUCUGAAGGGAGAGGAGCUUAUGGGUGUGGCUUUGAAAGCACCUCUGACAUCAUAUGAUGUCAUCUAUACUCUACCAAUGCUCACCAUCAAGGAGGACAAAGGCACUGGAGUGGUGACCUCUGUACCCUCUGAUGCUCCUGAUGACUACGCUGCUCUUAGAGAUGUCCAAAAGAAGAAGGCUCUUCGCGACAAGUUUGGCAUAACUAAUGAAAUGGUUCUGCCCUACAAACCAGUCCCCAUUAUUGAUAUUCCAGGAAUUGGUAAUCUCUCUGCGGUCACUGCCUGUGACCAGUUCAAGGUGUCAUCACAGAAUGACAAAUCUCAACUUGAGAAGGCAAAGGAGAUGACCUACCUCAAGGGAUUCUAUGAGGGGGUUCUGCUAGUGGGGCCUCACUCGGGGAAGAAGGUGCAGGAGGCCAAGAAGCUGAUCCAGGGAGACAUGGUGGCCAGCGGAGAGGCUGUCCUCUACCAGGAACCUGAGAGGAGUGUCACCACUCGCUCAGGAGACCAGUGUGUCGUGGCCCUCACCAACCAGUGGUAUCUGGACUAUGGAGAGCCUGGCUGGAAGGAGACUGUGAGAAAUGUCUUGAAAGGAGUCAGAACAUAUGCUGAAGAAGUAAACAACAACUUUCUGACUACUCUAGACUGGCUCCAUGAACAUGCCUGCUCCAGAGUCUUUGGCCUUGGAACCCUCAUUCCGUGGGACCCAAAGUUCAUGAUAGAGUCUCUCUCCGACUCCACCAUCUACAUGUCCUACUACACUGUGGCCUACCUGCUACAGGGAGGUGUGGUCAAUGGCUCCACCCCUGGGCCUCUUGGGAAUACGUCCAGAGCAGAUGACAGUGGCCACACAAAGUGUGGGGACACACACCAGCCUUGCCUGGUCCUCCUGGACUGUGGUAUCGCCACCAGUCUCACGCACUUCGACCUCCUCCAGAUGAGGGCUCUCUUCACCGCCAUCGUCAAGGGAGAUGGAGUACAAGUGGCAGACCUGAUGCUGGGCUCCCAGCCCUGCCCCACAGUGGAGGAGUACCGCAGGAACAUGGCUGAACUGGUCUCACGAGGACUCCAGGGACUCACUCGCAUUCAGAAUGUGAAGGUGUCUAACCUAUUCUCCGAGCUAUUUGAUGUGCUCAUGAAACACAAGGUUCGAAUAGAGCCCAACUACACGUCAGUGGUGAUGGCCAUCAUGGUGAUAGAUGGACUGGGGAGGUCCCUGGACCCCAGUCUCAAUCUCCUGGAGGCUGUCACUCCCUGCCUGCUCCACAGAGCCAGGACACAACUCACUGACUACAUUGUAGGCUCUUGACACCUAGAGUAACUUCUGCUGUUUGCUGUCUUUUGUAUGUUUUCUAUGGUCUUACACUAUCCUCAAUGACACAACACUUGCGCUAUUUUAAUGAAGUACAUGUGUACUGUUACUACGGCCAGUAAAGUGAGGUUAUUGAAAUAAGAACAACACACGUACGCGUGUAUAUACGUACAUUAUUCUCGAAUCACACGCAAUAGCUAUAGCUGGGAGUGUUAAUUAAACAUUAGUACAUACAUAGCUAUAUACAGCAAUGACAAUGUUAUGCACUUUCUGUUUCUGUUGGUGGAUCAGGUCUUGUUAUCUUGCAAAUACAGCCAACAUUCCCACAUAAGAUUUCUUGAGAUUCUCCACAUACUUAUCGAGUUCAGAUAUCCCCAGACAUUCCUUGAGACGAGGGUCUAGACCAGAGAAUGACUGUAGAACUUCAGUGUCUGGAGCAGUGAAUGAGGGAAGAGAGCAUAACUUCUUUCCUUUCUCCUUCAUCUUGGAAAACAGCUUCUUGAAAUGAAUUUCUAUCUGCUCUUCCUGCUCUCUGCCGCUGGACAGAAACUGUCUGUUCCAGAAGAGUUGGGUCUGUGGCUGAGUUAGGUCUGAAGAUGAAAAUGAUCUCCUGAGAUUAGGAGACACGCCACUACGGACAGCCCCCAUAUUGAACUGUUGAAGAGGUCCAAGUCCUGUCCACCGACAAUACUCCCCAUAUUUACCACCAGAGAGAGGGAGGAAUAAUCCAGACUGGAUGUUUAUCUUUUCCAGAGUAGUGUUGUCCUUGAGAAUGUCGUUUAGUUCCAGAAGGAAGUCAGUGCACGUAGUCUUUACUUGGCAGAGUAACUCUCUCCAUGGACGAGAAAGAUGUGAUAUUCCCUGUAGUAAUAUUGACCCUCCUGUAUCGUGGCCUCUGCACAUCCUCACGUAUAACAAGAUGUCUUAAUGUAGUGUUAGAUCUGAGUGCACUAAGUAUGUAGAGGAUUCCAUCAUAGCCCAGUCUGGUACCCUGCAGCCUCAAUGUGGUAAGACUGGGAGAGUGUAGUAGGAUACUAUGGACACCAGCCAUGUUCUCACGAGAUAUGUUGGGCAACGCCAGCUUAGUGAUUUGCUUUGACUUCAGAGCUGAUUUCAAUACAGAGUCAACCAGGGCAUCCGUUGAAGUGUGAAGAUCACGUAGUGUCAUUUCUGUCAGUCUAUGUUCCAACAGCCAACAAAGAUCCUCAGUCGGUGGAGGACUCAUGUACUCCUCACUGCCAAUGUUAGUAAUACUCAAAGCUUUCAGUUCAGUGAGAGACUUCAGUGAAGGAAGCCACUCCCAAGAUCUAAGGUCACUAUUAUUGAUCACAAGUGAUUCAUAUUUGACGAGUGACUGUAGAAGAUUGUGAUCAAUAGCAUAUUUCAAAACGUGGAUUCCAAGCAAAAUGUAUCUACGUCAACUUUAUUCAACCAAUAUAUACAUCUGUUGAAUGCAUUUGCCACAUAAUCGCCCAUUAAAUUAAGAACCUUAAUUUUAGGUGUGGUAGAUUUGCGGUGGUCCUCAAGACCUUUUACAAAUGUUUCCAAAAGUGACACAUCAUCAUCAUUAUUGAUAAGUACAGUUAGGUCGAACUGGUCCAGGUCGGAUACACAGUAUGAUAGAGCAUAGCAGUCAUAUGGUGUUCGAAUUGAUAAGCCAAUAUAAAUUGUAUUAUUGUAGAUACGAGGUCUCAUGGUUUGGUUCUGAGCUUCAUAGAGAGAACGCAACAAUACCAUUCUGCCACUCGCAAUACUUACGUCAAGACUGAGAUUCAUUUCCCAGUGGUUCCUGUCAUCCCCUGACUGGCAUCUCAUGCCAGUGAUACCAGCCAGGAAUAUGGCUGGCUCUACUAGUGACUUCCCUAGUGAUUCUAGUGAAGAUAUGAGAGCUUUUUCCUCUCUGUUAUCACCUUUGUAUACAUGAGUGGCACUUGGCCCAUUCAGUAUCAGCCAGCCUAUGAUAAGCCACCUGAAACUCAAUGCUGUAGCUCUUAGCCAAGUGCCAAGCUGCCAGGUAUUCCUGUAGGCUGAGAUGGAGAAAUGAGAAUGUUUCCUCCACUCCUUUGCCUGCAUACAUUUCAGUGGACUCGUUCAUAAAACCAAAAUGAAUUAAUCCUUCAGGGAUAUCCUCCUUGAAAAAUGUUACUUUCCUUAUUUCAGACUCGCGUAGUUCUUCACUUGAUUGACCUAAUAUCUGCUGGAUAUCCUCUUGUUUAACUUUCAAUCCAUGAUAGCUAUAAAAAGCGAACUCUGCCAAAGUCUUGAAGUUUUUCAUAUGUUCUUCGUUGAGACCUUCUGGAAACAUAGAUGAGUAGUC
Molecule: messenger RNA, 4988 nt
Organism: Geodia barretti
Lineage: Eukaryota; Metazoa; Porifera; Demospongiae; Tetractinellida; Geodiidae
Source: the annotation of a GenBank genome assembly